Molecule: messenger RNA, 702 nt
Organism: Teleopsis dalmanni
Lineage: Eukaryota; Metazoa; Arthropoda; Insecta; Diptera; Diopsidae
Gene: Dhfr
Product: dihydrofolate reductase
Exons: 2
Coding region: 90-662 (190 amino acids)
Biological process (GO): tetrahydrofolate biosynthetic process; dihydrofolate metabolic process; glycine biosynthetic process
Cellular component (GO): mitochondrion
Molecular function (GO): NADP binding; dihydrofolate reductase activity
Source: RefSeq, a predicted model, not a curated record
UGUUGAAAAUAUUAAAGUAAAACGCGCGUAAAUAGGAAAUAAAAAAGAAUUCUAAUUAUCAUUGUUCUUUAUAUGUGUAUGUGAUAGUUAUGUUCAAAAUGAAAUUUAAUUUAAUUGUUGCAGUUUCUGAAGAUUUUGGCAUCGGUUUAAAGGGAGAUUUACCAUGGAAGUUAAAAUCUGAGCUAAAGUACUUUAGCAACACUACCAAACGUGUUGUAGAUAGCAACAAGCGAAAUGCUGUAAUAAUGGGAAGAAAAACAUAUUUUGGAGUUCCAGCAAAUAAAAGACCUCUACCUGAGCGUUUAAAUAUCGUUUUAAGCACUACACUAAAGCCUUCUGAUUUGCCAAGUGAUGUGCUGCUAUGCCCCAAUUUAGAAGCAGCCAUGAAGCAUUUGGAAACUGCUGCCACAAAUUUAAUGCCACAAAUAGAGACUGUAUGGAUAGUUGGAGGUAGCGGAGUUUAUAAAGAAGCAAUGGAUUCUGAACGUUGCCAUCGUUUAUAUAUAACUAAAAUAUAUAGUAAAUUUGAAUGUGAUACAUUUUUUCCUCCAAUACCAGAAUCUUUCAAAGAAGUACUUAAUGAUUCGCAAACUCCUCUUGGUAUACAGGAAGAAAAUGGUGUGACAUAUGCAUACAAAAUUUUAGAAAAGCAAAAAAUUUAAUAUCACCUUUAAUAAGCUAGUAAUACAAUAUAUUUCUUUA